Molecule: messenger RNA, 1146 nt
Organism: Chaetomium globosum CBS 148.51
Lineage: Eukaryota; Fungi; Ascomycota; Sordariomycetes; Sordariales; Chaetomiaceae
Product: glutathione-dependent formaldehyde dehydrogenase
Exons: 5
Coding region: 1-1146 (381 amino acids)
Biological process (GO): formaldehyde catabolic process
Cellular component (GO): cytosol
Molecular function (GO): zinc ion binding; S-(hydroxymethyl)glutathione dehydrogenase [NAD(P)+] activity
Source: RefSeq, a predicted model, not a curated record
AUGGCUUCAACAGUAGGAAAGACCAUCACCUGCAAGGCGGCUAUCGCCUGGGGCCCUGGAAAGGAUCUCAGCUACGAGGAUGUCGAGGUAUUACCGCCGCGGGCCCACGAGGUGCGCAUCAAGAUCGAAUACACUGGCGUGUGCCAUACAGACGCCUACACCCUCUCUGGCAAGGACCCCGAGGGUGCCUUCCCUGUGAUCCUCGGACACGAGGGGGCGGGCACCGUCGAGUCGGUCGGUGAGGGCGUCACCAACGUCAAGCCGGGCGACCACGUCGUGGCUCUCUACACACCCGAGUGCAAAGAAUGCAAGUUCUGCAAGUCCAACAAGACCAACCUCUGCGGCAAGAUCCGCGCGACGCAGGGCAAGGGUGUCAUGCCGGACGGGACGAGCCGGUUCCGGGCGCGCGGGCAGGACAUCCUGCACUUCAUGGGCACCUCCACCUUCAGCCAGUACACCGUCGUGGCCGACAUCUCGGUCGUGGCCGUGCAGCAGGACGCCCCCAUGGACCGAACCUGCCUGCUCGGCUGCGGCAUCACCACGGGGUACGGCGCGGCCCGCAUCACGGCCCGCGUCGAGGAGGGCAGUAACGUCGCCGUGUUUGGCGCGGGCUGUGUCGGGUUGAGCGUGGUGCAGGGCGCGGUGGCGCAGAAGGCUGGGAAGAUUAUUGUUGUGGAUGUUAAUCCGGCCAAGGAGGAGUGGGCGCGCCGGUUUGGUGCGACGGACUUUGUCAACCCGGCCCAGCUCCCCGAGGGCAAGAGCGUGGUCGACCGUCUGAUCGAGAUGACGGAUGGCGGCUGUGAUUACACGUUCGACUGCACUGGUAAUGUCAGUGUGAUGCGGGCUGCGCUCGAGGCGUGCCACAAGGGCUGGGGCGAGAGCAUUAUUAUCGGCGUGGCUGCCGCGGGGCAGGAGAUCGCGACGAGGCCAUUCCAACUUGUCACCGGCCGCGUCUGGAGGGGCAGUGCGUUUGGCGGCGUCAAGGGCCGCAGCCAGCUGCCGGACCUGGUCACCGACUACCUCGAGGGCCGCCUCAAGGUCGACGAGUUCAUCACGCACCGCAAGACGCUGCCCGAGAUCAACGACGCUUUCGAGGUGAUGAAGCAGGGCGACUGCAUCCGCGCCGUCCUGAACAUGCAGGCCUAA